GCCUAAUGAUAGCGGUUUGGUUGAGCUAGGUCUGCAGUUUCAAAUUGUUUUAUUCACCAUUUUGUGUAGGUAGCUGAGGGUAUUUUUAAAUAUAUUCUCUUUAAGAUUUCAGUUAUUUUAAAUUUUUGUUAUUUUUCCCUCAAAUUGCUGAGUUUAUUUUAAUUUUAUUUUUUACAUUUAAAUACGUCGCUCGAGCUACCCAGCAAGCUAGCUCGCUAGCUGGCUAGCCAGGCAUAGUUUAAGCUAUCUUACAUCGAAAGGAAUUUUCUCCUCUGAUUUUCUGUUUUUCCUGUAGCCAAUUUAAGUCUCAUUAUUUCAGCAGAAUGUCAAGACCAGUGAGGAACAGGAAGGUUGUUGAUUAUUCACAGUUCCAGGAAUCUGACGAUGCAGAUGAAGAGUAUGGAGGGGACUUGGACAGGCUUAAAAAGGUGAGGUCUCCAAAAGAGUCCAAGAACAGGAAGAGGUCAGGCAAGAACUCGCAGGAAGACAGUGAUGAUUCUGAAGAUAAAGUCAAGAAUGACGAUUCUGCAGAUGAUUUUGGCAGCGAAGAAGACAAUGACUUUGAAGAUGAGGAGGAAGAAGGGGGGGAUAGUGACUAUGACAGCAAAAAGGGCAAGAAGGGAAAGAGAGGCAAUGAUAAGCCCAGCAAAAGGGCGCAAAAGAGGAAACUCGAUGACGACAGUGACAAUGACAGGGAGGUGAGCAAGAAGGUUAGGCAGGUACGGCAGGCAGCCACUAAGGCCGUGUCCAAACAGAGGGAGAUGUUGUUGGGUGAUGGGGGCAGUGAGGAUGAGGAGAAAGAUGAGGAAGAACAGGCCUAUGACGAUCAGGAAUCUGGCAGCGAUGAAGACUUCAUGAUGGAUGAUGAUGAUGACAGUGACUAUGGUCACUCCCGAAAGAGGAGCAAGAAGGUGGUCAGGAGAAGCAGGCAAGAGAAGAAAUCGCCCAAACCUCGGCUAAAGGCCACAGUGGUUCCCAGUCCCAUGAAGGGUAAGGGAAAAGGUCGACCUAGUGUGGGUAAGGCUGUUGAAAAAUCCUCCCCUAAAGAGGAGGAGGAUGAUCCUGAGAGCCCCCUGGAAGAAGAAGAGCCAGUGGCUGAGAAGAAAGAUUCCCCUGCCCCCAAGAAAGCUGGUGAGGCACCUGAAGAAGAGGAGGAUGUGUCAGAAGAGGAAGCUCAGUCAGGGGAUGACUGACUGUCUUCAGGCUGAAUCUCUCUUUGCUGUUUUUUUUUUAUUUUUUUCCUCCACCUUUGUUUUUUUUUCUCCCCCCCACCCCCCGCAAGAGCUUUUCAUGUUGGCCUGGCUCAACGGUUUGAACCGCCUCUAAUUUUUUGUUUUAAAUCUGUAGAUACAUCAUCAUGUAAAAGGACUUUGAGCUCACAUUGAUCCAGGAGGAAGUUGUGUGUGCUUCUGUGUGUGUAAGCAGGAAAGGUUUUGCUCACGGAUAUGCUGACUUAAAUAUCGGGGCCUCUCUAGUUUGAAUAAUAACUGUUAAUUUUGUUUUUGUCUUUUUUUUUUUUCUUUAGCUUUCUCUGCCCCUUUGGAUAAAAUGAAACUAGCUUCUUAUGUUAUGGACAACGGAUCAUUGUUACGGUUACAGAAAUGUAGUCGGUGAUGAGGCGUAGAUUUGGCUCUGGAAAUUUGGUUCUUUUUUCACCAUAGAUCUGCUCCCAACAUCCUGCUCAGUUUUUACUGCAUAAAGAAAACCCUUAAGAUCACUUAAUGUUCAGGUUUCCUAACCAUGUUUCGAACUGUUGUAAUGGAGAAUGAGAUUGUGGGGUGUGCGUGUGUGUCUCCGAGAGCUUGCUAACUGCUAACAGUGCUGUCCUGUCUUUGCUUUCCCUUCAUUGAUUGUCCUAGACAUCUUAAUCCAAGAAUGAGACAAAGUGUGCAAUAUUGUUAUUAAUGUUCCAUAAGAAGGCAAACGACAACCAUUUUAAAUACUUCACUGCACAUUAUUGGAUUUGUCUGGAUGUUUAAUGAUUUCGUUUUAAGCUUUGCCGUUUUAAAUAGUUGGGUUCGAAUGAUAUACUUAGUUGAUCGUGUUGCAUUUGUACAAGAUAUCUGGGUGUUUGCGUUUUGAGAUUUUCUCAGAUGGAGCCUAACGUUGGUGUACUAUUUUGCUUGGCUUGCACCAUUUCUUUUGGUGGUCGAGAGCCAUCUGCAUUAACCUGCUGUGCUGCGUGUGACAUACGCAGAUGCGUACUCGCACAGCACACGUGGGUGAAUUUGUCCAGGAGAGUGCUGAUACUUGUUGGCUGAGCAUUCAGGCAUGAAUAUUGCAGCGUUUAGGAAGUCUCUGUGUCAGGAAUGAGCAGUUUUGGGUUUUUUUUCUUUUGCUCUUUCUUUGGUGACAUGUCUGAGUGACAGUGAGCCCUCCGCUUUAUAGCGAGAAUAUAGUUGCCGUUGUCAACAUGCCAGGCUGUCGCUCAUAUUUCAAUCCUUUGUGCCAGGCUUAUUUUUCCGUUUCCUUUUUUGUUUCCCUUUCAGAAUUCAGAGAUUUCCAAAAAAGAUGUCAUUUUUUUAUUUGCUUUUUUUUCCUCUUCUCCAAGUUUUUGUAAUGUUUUUUUUUAAUGGGAAAAAAAAAUAAAAUGUAUCUUGAACUCAAAGGAAUGCUUAACCCUCUCUUCUCUGCAGUGUUGGAUAGUCACGCGAUCUGGCCAAUGAAAAGUUCACCUCUGCUGUUAUGUGGCUGUUUCAUCACAUCUCUAAACGUGUUACUCAGCUUAUUUCUUAGUAGGUUGUGAAUUUGAAAUGUGAUUCUUCUGGAAGACUUCCCCCUCUGAAAGCUGUACUUUUUUUCCUACGUGCUCUGGCUGAGAGAGCCUAUAAAAAUGGUUGACUGUGGCUAACAUCUGUGACGGGGGUCCUUCCAGUUCUUUAUACGCAUGUAGGUACACUUUCUGCCCCAUGGUAUGAGCAAACAUUGGCUCAACUGCCUGGCAAUCUUAAGUUUUUUUUUUUUUUUUUUUUUUUUUUUUUUUUCCUUUUUUUAAAGACCAUUUUUGUAGAACGUUUUCAUCGUCGGUUCUGUUUUCUAGGAAUGGAACCAUCUGAAGAUUAGUGGCUGUUUCUUGUAUGUUAAAAUUCGCAGAAACUUCCAAAACAAACAGCGUUUUUAUGAGCAAACAUGUUUUGGAUGUGAAGUAAAGCAACAAAUUUCAGAACAAAAACGGAUCUUUUUAGAUUUUAAAAUAUGAAAUUAGGUCCAACUGAGUAAAGGAAAAAAAAAAACCAAACCAUGUAAUCGGUCUUCAUAGACAUUGUUUAUACGAUAAUGUGAGAGCUGUACUUGGGCACUGUCAAUGGGUUUUUCGACGGGGUCAUUUGGCACAGAGAACAGCUUGCAAGUGGGAAAUAUGCUGAAGGGUGUUGCAAUGAAAAGGUGUUUAAGAGGAUGUCCAAUAAAGUGUAUUUUAUUACUCCCUUUC
Molecule: messenger RNA, 3430 nt
Organism: Brienomyrus brachyistius
Lineage: Eukaryota; Metazoa; Chordata; Actinopteri; Osteoglossiformes; Mormyridae
Product: nuclear ubiquitous casein and cyclin-dependent kinase substrate 1-like
Exons: 8
Coding region: 324-1193 (289 amino acids)
Biological process (GO): interstrand cross-link repair; double-strand break repair via homologous recombination
Cellular component (GO): cytoplasm
Molecular function (GO): single-stranded DNA binding; double-stranded DNA binding
Source: RefSeq, a predicted model, not a curated record